Messenger RNA from Salvelinus fontinalis (brook trout), 2833 nucleotides. RefSeq names its product transmembrane protein 184ba (gene tmem184ba). The record is from RefSeq and is a predicted model, not a curated record. Gene Ontology annotation, biological process: transport. The transcript is spliced from 9 exons. Bases 1085 to 2389 code for a protein of 434 amino acids. NCBI's taxonomy places the organism in Eukaryota, Metazoa, Chordata, Actinopteri, Salmoniformes, Salmonidae. Gene Ontology annotation, molecular function: transporter activity.
CCCAUCCACUUCCUGGUCCUAGCUGUUCAUUAGCUGUGAUUGGUGUAAAUAGGAGGCUACAUCUCCUUCUAGAGUACCUACGGUACGCAAUGGACGGGACCGAACAGAGUUGAUCUACUGUAGCUAAUCCUAGUGGUUCCGUCUGUGUGGCAAACGCCUAGGUAGGAAAAAGGGGAUAAAGGAAUAUCGGAGUUUACAGAGCAGGACAAAACUGAUAUGUUACCUGUAUUGUUCAUAACAGAAUGAAGAAAAUACCAAGACACACUCAAAUUAGAUGCAAACCUUAAAAACAUAUAUUUUUUAACGGAUUUAACUCUUGGAUCAGAACGAAAGAUUUCUAGUCGAGCAGGACUUGAAAAUGAACAUGGAUGUCGGAGUAACGAUGGCAUCUUUGUGUAAUUAAAUCAAUUUCUAUCUUCUUUCUGGCACUAAAACUGCGCCGGCCGAAGUUUGCUCUAUAUUCAACUAUCGAUUAUAGGUAAAGUGAUUUUACUUGCCCAUUUGAAGGGAAAUAAAACCGAUUAAAGUAAUGUAUUGUUUUACUGCAUUAGUCGCUACUACUAUGUUUCUCGACUGAAAACAAUUUUUCUCUGACAGUUGUUUAGCCUGUUGGCAUGAAUAGACCUCCCGAGUGUCGCAGCGGUCAGCACCACCUGAAAAAUCCGAAUUAAAAAAUAAUAUUAUUAUACUGAACAAAAAUAUAAACGCAACAUGCAACGAUUUCAAAGAUUUUGCUGAGUUACAGUUCAUAUGUAUAAGGAAAUGAAUUAAUUAGGCCCUAGUCUAUGGAUUUCACAUGACUGGGAAUACAGAUAUACAACUGUUGGUCACAGAUACUUUAACAAAAGAGGUAGGGACGUGGAUCAGAAAACCAGUCAGUAUCUGGUGUGACCACAGUUUGCCUCGUGCAGCUUGACACAUCUCCUUCGCAUAGAGUUGAUCAGGCUGUAAAUUGUAGCCUGUGGAAUGUUGUCCCACUCUUCAACAGCUGUGUGAAGUUGCUGGAAAUUGUCUGGAACUGGAACACGCUGUCAUACACGUUGAUCCAGAGCAUCCCAAACAUGCUCAAUGGGUGACAUGUCCGAUGAGUCGUCUGUGGAGGCGUGACGUGCCCCUGUCUGAGCGGCUAGGACUAGGUGUCGGGGUUGGAGAGGACUACCCCCUGGGUGUGGCCCCUGGUCCCCGUUCCACAAUGACUCCCCCGGGCCCAAACAUCUCCUGGUUCCCAGAGGCCCCCCUGCUGACCUCAGAACAGACCACCUUCCUGAUGACCCCCGCUGCCCAAGCCGUGUCGGGCUUCUUCGUCUGGACCGCCCUACUCUUCACCUGCCACCAGAUCUACAUGCACCUGCGGUACUACAGUUCUCCUAAUGAGCAGAGACACAUCGUGCGGAUCCUCUUCAUCGUGCCCAUCUAUGCCUUUGACUCCUGGCUCAGCCUCCUCUUCUUCACUAACGAGGAGUAUUAUGUCUACUUUGACACCGUCAGGGACUGCUACGAGGCGUUUGUCAUCUAUAACUUCCUGAGCCUGUGUUAUGAGUACCUGGGAGGAGAGAGCGCCAUCAUGGCUGAAAUCAGAGGAAAACCUAUUCAAUCCAGUUGUAUUUACGGUACAUGUUGUCUCUGGGGGAGGAGUUACUCCAUUGGGUUCCUGCGGUUUUGUAAGCAGGCCACGCUACAGUUCUGUGUGGUCAAACCCCUCAUGGCCAUGGUCACAGUCAUCCUACAGGUCUUUGGAAAGUACCGUGACGGAGACUUCAAUGUGAACAGUGGGUACCUGUAUGUGUCUAUCGUCUACAACAUCUCUGUCAGCCUGUCUCUCUACGCCCUCUUUCUUUUCUAUUUCUCCACCCGGGACCUGCUCAGCCCCUACAGCCCCCUGCUGAAGUUCUUCAUGGUCAAAUCUGUCAUCUUCCUCUCCUUCUGGCAGGGCAUGUUGCUGGCCAUCCUAGAGAAGUGUGGGGCCAUCCCCAAAAUCAACUCACCCGAGGUGUCAGUGGGAGAGGGAACGGUUGCCGCCGGUUACCAGAACUUCAUCGUCUGCAUUGAGAUGUUCUUUGCCUCCCUGGCCCUGCGUCAUGCCUUCACAUACAGGAUCUACAUGGACAAGAGGCUGGACUCUCUCUCUCAGGGCCCAGUUCCUAUGUAUGGAGAGUCUGGUCGCUGUGCCCCAAUGAAGAGCAUCUCCAGCAGCCUGAAGGAGACCAUGAACCCUGGAGACAUGGUCCAGGAUGCUAUCCAUAACUUCUCCCCGGCCUACCAGCAGUACACCCAGCAGUCCACCCUGGAACAGGGUCACUCUGCCCCGCCUGUGUCCCGCACGCACAGCACCAUCAGCACCCGCGACAACGAGAAGACCCUGCUGCUCAGCUCGGAUGACGAGUUCUAAGUUAACACACACCGGCCCCAGCCAAUCACCUCUUUACUGACUGUUGGGGUGAGGUACUACCUCCUGGUCUUAUGGAGUAUUGGCAUGGGGAUUUAAAGUGUGUUGUUUGGGGUUGGCAUCAACCUCAAUACAGGACCAUAUGACUUAGCCUGGUCCAUUCAAUAUCCUCUACUACACACAAUUCAGGACUUUACAGGAACUCUUCUCUUGGUAGAAUAUACUCUUAUUGGGAACAUGAUGUUAUGGUUGAAACCAUUGUCUAAAAAAACUUCAAUGGUUGGUUAUGUAGGAUUUAUAGGGAUUUUCUGAGAGAAUUAUACUUCACUUAUUAGAGAGACAUUUAUGGUUUGAAUAAAAGUGAUUUUAUCGAAGUGUGUCUGCUUGCUAGCUAACAUCCAAUGAAGAUGGCCCAUACUACAUUUAUAUUAAAGUACUUUGGCUAUG